Molecule: messenger RNA, 1279 nt
Organism: Schizophyllum commune H4-8
Lineage: Eukaryota; Fungi; Basidiomycota; Agaricomycetes; Agaricales; Schizophyllaceae
Exons: 10
Coding region: 43-1074 (343 amino acids)
Source: RefSeq, a predicted model, not a curated record
CUCUCCCGUCUUACCUCCAUCUACAGCUUCCCACAAACCAUCAUGUCGAGCAGGGAACCUAUGUGGUACUGUCAUGAGUGCCAUGCCGAGAUGCGCCCCCAGAUGGUGCCACAUCCUGUUUGCGCAUCCUGCAACAGCAGUUUCGUAGAAAAGAUGGACAAUCCGACCGACGAUCCUCGGGAGUUCACGAAUGAUGAGGACGAAGUCCCAGUCACAUUGCUGGAUCUACUCGCCGGCUUGGCCCCUCCGCGCUCGCCCCAAGAUGGUCCGACCACUAGGUCUAAUGACCGCACAAGAAGCUUCAACUUCAGAUCAGGAAACGGCAACAUAUCCCUAUCUUUUGGCGGUGGCAUAGGAUCGCGAGACGCUCCGCCAGUCCCCACUUUAGCGGACUUCCUCGCCGCUGCACCGGCUCCUGAACAAAGACGCGAUCGUGGCGAUGCGCCCGGUAUUGCUGGACCACUAUUCGCCCAGUAUCUUAUGGCUUUACUUGGAGGGAGAGCGGGUCCCGGACUCGGUGAUCUUGGUGGCAUGCCGGGCCAGAUGGGGGACUACGUGUACAACCAAGAAGCGCUCGACAACAUCAUCACACAACUUAUGGAGAACUCUAAUGCCCAUCGCCCCGUCCCGGCCUCGGAGGAAAUCAUGGACAAGCUUCCACGCGAGGUCUUGGAGGAUGGUUCGCCGUUGCUGGAUAAGGAUUGCGCUGUGUGCAAGGAUCAGUUCACCACAAAUGUUGAAGAAUGCGAAGACCAGAUUGUGGUCACCUUGCCGUGCAAACAUGCCUUCCAUGAGCAAUGCAUAAUCCCCUGGCUCAAGUCCAGCGGUACCUGUCCUGUAUGCAGAUACCAAUUAGUGCCGCAACCCGAACAGCACGGUCCAGGAUCGCCCCCGCCUAGUGGCAGUGGAAGUCCGCCGCAGGGGCAAGGGGGCGGCUGGCGCAAUUUGGUCUCCUCGCUCAUCGGUGGUCAACAGACACCUCAGGCCUCAGGGUCUGGUUCGUCCAGUGGUCAGUCGCAAGCUCGCGAUAACGCACAAGAUUGCGAACCUCGACCUCCCGGCGCUUGGGACUGAUCGACUCCUUCUCGUUGGCAUCCUUCAUACGUGUUCGCUGGACUUGGAUUCACGUGUAACGGCAUGUAACCAUAGACAUCGUCUCCUCGCUAUCGUUGUUGGAAUCGGUAAGAAUACGAUCCAUAUAAUCGCUGCCAUGGACAUUACACCUGUCCUGAGUCGGUGGUGACCAUGACAGGUGCAUUGAUCCUUUGUUCGAUUCUGG